Messenger RNA from Calliphora vicina (urban bluebottle blowfly), 1375 nucleotides. Its product is annotated as protein lifeguard 1-like. The record is from RefSeq and is a predicted model, not a curated record. NCBI's taxonomy places the organism in Eukaryota, Metazoa, Arthropoda, Insecta, Diptera, Calliphoridae. The coding region runs from base 44 to 886 and encodes 280 amino acids. The transcript has 4 exons.
UUUUUAGUUAAUAUUUUUAGUAUCUUAUAACUAAUAAACAACAAUGAAUCAACAGGGAUAUACGCAACCACCACUAUAUCCCGAUAAAACGGGAUAUCCACCUAAUAAUCCAACAUCAAAUCAAACAUGUGGUUGGAAGGAGAGUCCUGGGGAUGAUUUUAAAUUUCAACCUAAUGGCGAUUCAGUAGAUCCCGAGGACUUGCAGCCAAAGAACUUUUCGUUCGAUGAAGCCAGUGUACGGAAGGGAUUCUUACGUAAAGUCUAUCUCAUUUUAAUGUGCCAGCUAAUUGUCACAUUUGGCACAGUGGCCAUAUUUUUAUUCCACCAACCUACAUUGGAAUUUUCCCAAAAACAUCGAUACCUAGCAGUGGUUGCUUUAGUAAUAACGUUAGUGAUUGGAGUUGCAAUGGCAUGCUGUGAGACACCACGUCGUAAAUUCCCCACUAAUUUUAUAUGCUUAGCCAUAUUUACAGCUGCCGAAUCAUUCCUAAUGGGUACGAUAGCUGGCCGUUAUAAAGCAGAUUCGGUAUUAUUGGCUGUUGGUAUUACGGCCAUUUUAUGUUUAUCCUUGACUAUAUUUGCUAUGCAAACCAAAUAUGAUUUUACAGUCUGUGGUGGUUUCGUAGUUUGUUCCAUGAUGUGUCUGAUGAUAUUCGGUAUUGUUACCAUCUUUUAUCGCAACCAUAUCGUUCAUACUAUUUAUGCCAGCUGUGGCGCUCUAUUGGCUUCUUUUUUCCUCAUUUAUGAUACCCAAAUGAUGAUGGGUGGAGAGCACAAGUAUAGCGUUAGUCCUGAAGAGUAUAUAUUUGCCGCUUUAACUCUUUACAUGGAUGUCAUACGCAUUUUCUUGUUUAUUUUAAAAUUGUUUGGCAAAAAAAGUGAUUAAUUUCCUAUGAGUCCAAAUUUAAUAAUAAUAAGAUGAAAUUUAUUAAUAGAAACAGAACAAAUUACGCUUUUAGAAUCUUAAAGUAUUGACGUGUAAAAUAUUUUAAUAACAUUAUUUAUAGUAGAUUUUUAAAUUUGUGAAAGGUUUACAAAACUAAAUUUCCAAACAAAAUUUGUUUUAUAAACCUAAAUCUUGUUUAUUAUAAAUGGGACCUUAAAUGUAUAUACCCAGGAAGAAUAGUAUUUUCACAACUAGUUCCAGAACGCAUGAAUAUAGCUAGUGCUCGUUUGAAUUUGGCGUUGUGAAAAAUAAUUUUUAAUUGAAAUUGUGACCUUCUGAUCAAAUUCUACCGAAGCGUUUAGGAGUCAGUAUACCUUCCUUGGAACGGUUCUGGCAUCAGUUAUCUAAACAAUGAUUUUUGCUUGAAUUUGUCAAACUCGGAACUAGUUCUACAAGUUUUCCUGGGUAGUUAUUCAGUUUUUUUAUAGA